CACCGUUAUUUGUCAGCGGCACCUUCACCAUUUGGGAAUGGAUUUCCCAUUUUUGCACUGAUUGGGAAUUCACCCGUCCUGAGUUUGGGCUAGAAAACUUGUCACCAUAUUUUGCCAUCGCAUUCGCACUCCACUAGAAAAGCGCCUACUCUUGCAGCUAUGGCAGGAAUACUUGGAGCUCAGGAUCAACAACCGUCGCAAAAUCAACCUGGGAGGGUGGUGGAGAAGCUUAACCCUGCUGUUCAGCAACAGCUUAACCUGGAAUCCGUGAAGACUCGAGCUAUUAGCCUUUUCAAAUCCAUCUCUCGCAUCCUUGAAGACUUUGAUGCCAUAGCCCGUGCGAAUGCUCUUCCUAAAUGGCAAGAUAUCUUAGGGCAGUUUUCCAUGGUCAAUUUGGAGCUGUUUAAUAUAGUUGAAGACAUAAAAAAGGUAUCCAAGGCUUUCGUUGUACAUCCAAAGAAUGUUAAUGCCGAAAAUGCAACAAUUCUACCUGUUAUGUUAUCAUCAAAGUUGUUGCCUGAGAUGGAAAUGGAAGAUAACUCCAAAAGGGAGCAGUUGCUCAUUGGCAUGCAAAAUCUCCAUGUGGCCUCCCAAAUUGAAAAGCUCAAGAGCCGAAUUGAUAUGAUCGGAGCAGCUUGUGAAAGUGCUGAAAAGGUUAUAGCUGAUACGCGCAAAGCCUACUUUGGGACCAGACAGGGGCCAACAAUUCUUCCAACUAUAGACAAGGCACAAGCUGCAAAAAUCCAGGAACAGGAAACUAUACUCCGAGCUGCUGUAAACCAGGGAGAAGUGCAACAAUUAAGCUGCAAGGAUUUCUACUUCUCUCAAUGAUAUACGUAUAUUAUAAGGGUUACGAGUACCUGCAGACCAAAGGCAGAUCACAUCUUCACUACCUGUCCAUUUGGUGGAUGUUCUCACUGUUAGCGAUAGACACCAGGCUCUUAAUGAU
Molecule: messenger RNA, 949 nt
Organism: Cuscuta campestris
Lineage: Eukaryota; Viridiplantae; Streptophyta; Magnoliopsida; Solanales; Convolvulaceae
Source: the annotation of a GenBank genome assembly